Epinephelus lanceolatus (giant grouper) is the source of this 2264-nucleotide messenger RNA. It is a transcript of the gene alkbh4, whose product is annotated as alkB homolog 4, lysine demthylase. The record is from RefSeq and is a predicted model, not a curated record. Gene Ontology annotation, cellular component: midbody; contractile ring. Gene Ontology annotation, molecular function: actin binding; oxidoreductase activity; demethylase activity. Gene Ontology annotation, biological process: protein demethylation; actomyosin structure organization. Lineage: Eukaryota; Metazoa; Chordata; Actinopteri; Perciformes; Serranidae.
UGCAGGAAGAUGAUGACUCCUGACAACAGGGACGGUGUGACUUCAUGUGCCUGUAAAGGCAUCCGGCGGUGUCUCAGGUGUGAAGACGUGAAGGAGAAAGGAAUACAGGAAGCGAAUGAACUGAAGAUUGUGCAUCAUUUCCUCUACGAUCCCGAGACUAGGCUUGCAGUUCCCAAGGAUGCCGAGGCUGCAUCCUUCCCCUUUCCUGGUGUCUUCCUGUGGGAGAACUUCAUAUCAGAGGAGGAGGAGAAAAACCUGAUAAGCGCGAUGGACCAGGAUGUGUGGAAUGAGUCCCAGUCUGGCCGAAGGAAACAGGACUUUGGCCCGAAAGUUAACUUCAAGAAAAGGAAAGUGCGUGUUGGUGGCUUCAGUGGACUGCCUCCUCUGAGCCAAGCACUAGUGCUCCGAAUGCACCAAGAGCCAAGUCUAGCAGACUUUCAACCAGUGGAGCAGUGCAAUCUGGAUUACCACCCUCAGCGAGGCUCUGCCAUCGAUCCACACCUAGAUGACUCCUGGCUGUGGGGGGAGCGCCUGGUCACGAUCAACAUGUUAUCAGACACUACACUUACUAUGUCGCUCGAACAGGGUCUACCACAGCUGGGACUGACAGAGGAAGUCAGCGUGGCUGUGCGUCUUCCUUGCAGAUCUUUAGUGGUGUUAUACGGCGAAGCGAGGCACAGAUGGAAACAUGCCAUUCACAGGCACGACGUUCAGGAGCGUAGAGUUUGCAGCACCUACAGAGAGCUGUCUGCAGAGUUCCUACCUGGAGGGCAGCAGGCAGAACUGGGGGCUCAGCUGUUGAACAUUUCUUUGAGCUUUCAAGGAACUCCAAUAUAAGGGAAGGUUGUAAUGGCCCAGACACACCAAAAUGACUUCAGAGAACUAGCGGCGACAAAGGCCCCUCGCUGCGUUGCCAGACUUUGCUUUGUCUCAGCCAACAAGUUGCACAUGAAACUACAAAGACUACAGCUGACUGUCAACCAGCACAUACGUUCUGCACCUGCGUGACAGGAAAUUACUCUCCACACCAGCAGACAGUGGUGGUCUGUAUUCGUCAUCAAAAAAGGGAAAUCGGACCGUCUUGAUGCUAGUUAGCCAGUUAGCACAUUUACAACAAAAUCUAAUGCACCGUGCUUCAGUGAAUGAUAACACAAACUGUCAGGAAACAUUUCUGCUAAAGAGCUCAGUGACUAAAAAAUAAUCUGACCAUAUGUAACAACUUUGUUUUGGUCUCACUCCCUCUUGACUUUAGCCCUUUGUUUACUUUCCUCACUUCCAUUUCUCUUCUCAUUCACUGUGAGGGAUUUCAUUCACCGACCGGCUCCGACAUCUCCGAUUUAACAGACAUGUACAGCUGCAGACACAUUUAAUUUGUAGUGUACAUGACACGCCCCUAAAAACCAUUGACUAUUAUCUGAACAGUGCUACAAUUCACGUUGUUGUGAAUAAAUAUGAAGCCAAAAGUAGCAGUUAUCCACUUCAUAAUUUAUUAUAAAUGAGGACAUAAUUCACUGUAGCAGUGACGAGAUGUAACCCUUAACAUACCCUAACCCUAACCACCUCUCUUUAAAAUCUAAUACUUCAUGGCGAGCUAAUUGCUAACUAGCGUAUUUGUCGGGACUUUUGAUUGUGGGCCAAGGAGCGAAGGAUCGUGGACUGACGUGUAGGUAUGGUGGGUGAGUCAUGUAGCUGCUCCAGCUACAGUUAUACCUUCUUGAUUCAACAUGCUGAAUUGCCCCCCAGAAAAAGCAGACGAGGGACAACGGUGCGGGACACACUGCAUUGAUUAGGGCGACAGACGCUCAUCAACUGCCUAACCCUGACCGAUGACCGACCGUCAGCUUGGUGUGUCCUGGCCUUAAUACCAGAGGAGGAGGUACAGACUUCUUUGGUGCCUUGAUAAAUCAAAGUUUAUACCCAAAUGUCUAUCAAAUAGAGUUAUAUAAAUGUAGUUAAUACUUGAUAUGUUUCAGACCUACUGUCCUUCAUCUAUGCGGUUGUUACUGUUGUUGAUGCCACAUACAGACAAAUAUUCUGCACUAGUGAUCACAUUAAAUUAAUAUUUUGGUUACCUGCCUUGUAAACAAAUCUAUAAUGCAUGAAAAUGGAAUUAAAAAACUCAAAGGAUCUGUCACCUGACACAGUCCUGAAUAACAAUCGUCCUUCUAUGUCAUAACUGGCUUCAUUUAAUUGGUCCGUUGUAUUUUUCUGCAGACUUUUAUCUUUAUCAUCUCUGUCUUUAAUAAAGAAAAACAUUUUUUUCA